Messenger RNA from Macrobrachium nipponense, 720 nucleotides. Its product is annotated as serine/threonine-protein phosphatase 6 regulatory ankyrin repeat subunit B-like. Gene Ontology annotation, molecular function: protein binding. The coding region runs from base 1 to 720 and encodes 239 amino acids. Lineage: Eukaryota; Metazoa; Arthropoda; Malacostraca; Decapoda; Palaemonidae. The transcript is spliced from 2 exons. The record is from RefSeq and is a predicted model, not a curated record.
AUGGAACAACCAAGAAGAAACGCUAGAGAUGAAAGAGAUAACACAGAAUUACAUAGAGCUGUUAAAACUAAUGAUGCUGAAUUAGCUCGGAGACUCAUUCUAUCUGGGGCCACAGUAGAUUCUCAGAACAAAGAUAAAGAGACGCCUUUGCAUCUUGCAACAAUUAAGGGAAAUACUCAUAUCAUGGAAAUGCUUAUUGAAGCUGGAGCCAACGUGCAUAAUGUCAAUGCCUUGGGCAGGACCGGUGCUCAUCAUGCAGCUUUUCGUGGGCAACUUGAUGUUGUCAAAGUUCUUUUAAAGGCAGGGUUUGAUGUAGACUUCAAAAACGGAAAAGGAGAUACUUUACUUCAUUUGGCAGCCGGUAAAGGCCACAAAGAAUUAGUGCAACUCUUGAUCAGGAAAGGUGCAAGAGUAGAUGCCAAAAAUAACAUAGGUAACACAGCUUUACAUUAUGUUGCUAAAUAUAACAGCGUUAAUGUAGUUCAGGAACUCAUUGAUUCUCGGGCUACAGUGGAUAUUCAGAACAAUCGUGGACAAACACCUUUGCAUCUUGCAACAAAUAAGGGAUAUAGCCAUAUAAUGGAAAUACUUAUCAAAGGUGGAGGUGAUAUAUAUAAUUUCCAAGAUCAGGGUACUUCGGGUGGUCAUCACGCAGCUUUUAAUGGUGAUCUGGAGUCUCUGGAGGUUCUUUUAAAGCCAGAGAAGGUCACAUCGAAAUAG